Limanda limanda (common dab) is the source of this 2820-nucleotide messenger RNA. RefSeq names its product ribonuclease inhibitor-like. The record is from RefSeq and is a predicted model, not a curated record. Bases 596 to 2605 code for a protein of 669 amino acids. The transcript has 8 exons. Gene Ontology annotation, molecular function: protein binding. Lineage: Eukaryota; Metazoa; Chordata; Actinopteri; Pleuronectiformes; Pleuronectidae.
CUUUAAAGCCUCCACUGACCAGCAGAGCAGCAUCAGAGUCGUCCUGACCAACGGCGUCGCUGGCGUUGGAAAAACCUUCUCGGUGCAGAAGUUCACUCUGGACUGGGCAGAGGGUUUAGAGAACCAGGAUGUGGGUCUGCUGACUCUGCUCUCGUUCAGGGAGCUGAACCUGGUGAAGGACCAGCAGCACAGUCUCCUCACGCUGCUCCGUGUUUUCCAUCCAGCGUUACAGAAGCUCACGGCAGAGACGCUCGCUGUCUGUAAACCUUUGUUCAUCUUUGACGGCCUAGAUGAAAGCAGACCUUCUCUGGACUUCAACCACAGGGAGCUUGUGUCUGAGGUCACACAGAGGUCAUCGGUCAACGUGCUGCUGACAAACCUCAUCCGGGGGAAUCUGCUUCCCUCGGCUCUCGUCUGGAUAACCUCCAGACCUGCGGCGGCCAAUCAGAUCCCUCCUGCAUGUGUGGACAGGGUCACAGAAGUACGAGGCUUCACUGACGCCCAGAAGGAGGAGUACUUCAGGAGGAGAUUCAGUGAUGAAGAGCUGUGCAGCAGAAUCAUCUCACACAUCAGGACGUCCAGGAGCCUCAACAUCAUGUGUCAAAUCCCAGUCUUCUGCUGGAUCAGUGCUACAGUUCUGGAGCACAUGUUGACCACAGACCAGAGAGGAGAGCUGCCCAAGACCCUGACUGACCUGUACUCACACUUCCUGCUGGUUCAGACAAAGAGGAAGAACAACAAGUACGGUAAGAAGAGGGCUGACAGGGACGUUCUCCUGAAGCUGGGGAGGCUGGCACUUAAACAUCUGGAGGAAGGAAACAUCAUGUUCUACCAAGAAGACCUGGAGCGGUGUGGUCUUAAUGUCACAGAGGCCUCGGUGUACUCAGGAGUUUGUACUGAGAUCUUCAGAAGAGAGUGUGUGAUCUUCCAGAAAUCAGUCUACUGCUUUGUUCAUCUGAGCGUUCAGGAGUUCUUAGCUGCAGUCUACAUGUUCCACUGUUACACAGAAGAACUCAAGAACUUCUUGGGAAAAUAUGGGAACACAGACAGUACCUUGUCCCUGGAUGACCUCCUGCAGAAAACCAUGGAGAAAUCCCUCACCAGUACAAAUGGUCAUCUGGACCUGUUUGUUCGCUUCCUUCACGGCCUCAGUCUGGAGUCCAACCAGAGAGUCUUAGGAGGCCUGCUGGGUUGGACAGGGAACAAUCCAGAGAUCAUCCAGAGAGUCAUCAACAACCUGAAGGAAAUGGACAGUUAUAACAUUUCUCCGGACAGAAGCAUCAACAUCUUCCAUUGUCUGACUGAGAUAAACGACCACUCAGUUCAUCAGCAGAUGACACAGUUCCUGACGUCAGAGAACAGAUCAAAGGAGAAACUCUCUGAGAUCCACUGCUCAGCUCUGGCCUACAUACUGCAGAUGUCAGAGGAGGUUCUGGAUGAGUUGGACCUGAGGAAGUUCAACACAUCAGACCAGGGUCGAUGGAGACUGAUCCCAGCUGUGAGGAACUGCAGGAAGGCUCGACUCGUUGGUUGUGGACUCUCAGAGACUCACUGUGAAGUCGUGGCCUCAGCUCUGAAGUCAGACCCCUCACAUCUGAGAGAACUGGAGCUGACUGGAAACAACUACCUGCUGGAUUCAGCAGUGAAGCUGCUGUGUUCUGGACUGGAGAGUCCAAACUGUCGACUGGAGACUCUGAGGUUGGAUAGCUGCUUUCUGUCAGAGAUCAGCUGUUCUUCUCUGGCUUCAGCUCUGAGGUCAAACCCCUCUCAUCUGAGAGAACUGGAUCUGAGUAACAACGACCUGAAGGACUCAGGAGUGAAGGAGCUGUGUGGUUUUCUACAGAGUCCAACCUGUCGACUGGAGACUCUGACGUUGAAGGUCUGCAGCCUGUCAGAGAUCAGCUGUUCUUCUCUGGCUUCAGCUCUGAGGUCAAACCCCUCUCAUCUGAGAGAACUGGAUCUGAGUCUAAACAAAGACCUGCAGGACUCAGAAGUGAAGGAGCUGUGUGGUUUUGUACAGAGUCCAACCUGUCGACUGGAGACUCUGAGGUUGAAGGUCUGCAGUCUGUCAGAGAUCAGCUGUUCUUCUCUGGCUUCAGCUCUGAGGUCAAACCCCUCUCAUCUGAGAGAACUGGAUCUGAGUCUAAACAAAGACCUGCAGGACUCAGGAGUGAAGGAGCUGUGUGGUUUUCUCCAGAGUCCAACCUGUCGACUGGAGACUCUGGGAUUGAUUGCCUGCAGUCUGUCAGAGAUCAGCUGUUCUUCUCUGGCUUCAGCUCUGAGGUCAAACCCCUCUCAUCUGAGAGAACUGGAUCUGAGUGACAACAACCUGCAGGACUCAGGAGUGAAGGAGCUGUGUGGUUUUCUACAGAGUCCAACCUGUCGACUGGAGACUCUGGGGUUGUGGGACUGCAGUCUGUCAGAGAUCAGCUGUACUUCUCUGGCUUCAGCUCUGAGGUCAAACCCCUCUCAUCUGAGAGAACUGGAUCUGAGUAACAACGACCUGCAGGACUCAGGAGUGAAGGAGCUGCUUGAUCUACAGCAGAGUUCAACCUGUCGACUGGCGACUCUGAGGUGGGAGGGGUCUCCGUGGAGCAUAGUGUGAAGAGGACAGUGUGUGUGGACGGAGGCUGAGCAGUGUCCUGAGGAUCCAGAGACUGAAGCAGCAGCAGCUUGUGUGAAGAGCAGUUCAAUGACUUCAUGAAAAACAUGUGAACUCACAUUUAGAUGAUUUUCAUUCUCUCUGGAUUCUUCACACAUGUGUUCAUAACUGAUCUGCCUGUUCCUGCUCAUGUACAAAGAGAUAAACGUUUUAAACAA